AACGAAGCCAUCGAUUGGACCAACUGCUCCUCCAUCCUCCAUCCUGCCCUGCCCGGGCUGUUCCUCGACGAGAAGUCGAAAAGUCUUGUCUGCUUUGAUAUGCGCUGUCUCUACCGUCUCUACCUUAAUUCGUACAUACAUACACAAAGUCACAGACUUCAUCACACACAUACAACGGGAUUGUCUGUCGAGCUGCUCCCUUUUGUUUUGCGUGCCUCACCUCACCUCAACUCACCUAUCAUCAUCCAACCAACGUCUACCUACACGGCCUGCAAAGUCGGCCUCUUCUCCGUCUUACCGACAUACAGCCUCGCCCUCGCCUCUAUCUCACACACAUCACUCUGACGUCUGGCUUCCAUUUGCGCUCCCGCUUGCAACCCCUCAGCUGUCAACAACAACCUUCACUUUCCAACUCUGCCACAUGCGCCCAUAGGAACGCAGCAGAUCAUUCAACCUUAAGCGGCAGCAUGCAUCUCACCUAAGUCAGUCCUUCCAACCUUGUUGCUCGUUACCUCACCCAAAGGAAAGAGAGAGGGGGGGACGCACCUGUACGACACCAACUCGUACCUGUCCACCGCUUACCCGCAGACUGGUCUCGUUACUGUUGCUGACUGAACCUUUUGCCUGUGUAGACAAUGUCUCCCAAACCUCCCGACGAGAAAGCAUCGCCGGAUGCUGCACCGGCGGCGGCAGCAGCAGCAGCAAUCACAAAACCCUCCACUCCCGCCGCCAAAGAAAGCAAUGCGCCGCCCACGACUCCCAAGGCCGUCCCUGCCCGCCCCCGCGCAGCAACCAUGAAGAAACCACCAGAACCCCCGACUCUGCUCGCCGACUUUCUCAGAGGACGCCCUUCUCCACAGCGUGUCGCCGCCGAACGCAAGCGAAGAAUGAGUCUGGAUGCUGUCAAGGCCGAGCUGAGAGCCGAAAUGCGGCAGGCCGCCGUCGCAAAAGUACAACAGCCCGGCGGCGUCAGGGAGCGCGUGAACAAAUGGCAAAAGACGAAUGCCGCAGCCAUGGCCUCGGCUGAUCCCCUGGCACCCCCCAGCGAGCCUACCGAGCUGGCCUUCCCGGGUGACACGGAGAGCGUCACCGAAGAGGACCGCGUUCGCAUCAAGUUGCGGCAGAAGAGAAUGUCGGCGCCGAAAAUGUCGACCCCAAAGAUCGAAGUACACAAUGACGGCCCGGCCGACGAAAAGGACGAGACCGUCGAGGACCUCCCCGGCGGAGACGCCAAGCUGGCACCCAAGAAGCGAGUCGUCAGCGACGACCAUUGGAUGGCGCAGAAGAGAAAGAAGAGCCCCACGAGAGCGAAAUCGCCGAGAACCAAAGACGCCAGCCCAAGUCCCACCCCAAGCCCUUUGCCAAAGGGGUUCGUGCAAAAGACACCCAUCCAAGCACCCAUCUCCAAAAAGAUCCAGGACUGGGUAGCAAAGGUGGAAAUGCCAGAUCCGCCACCGGUCAAGCAACACCGGGCUGCAAAAUCAACAGACUCGCUCGACGGCAGCAGGAUACAGGCAAGACUCAAGGAGCUUCAAGAGAGACAAGCCACGUUGCCAAAGAAGGCGAUGGACGACGACGGCAUCAGAGUUACGCCGAUACGAACGAAGAAGCUCGAUGAUGACGGAAUCCGCGUCAGGCCACUAAAGACACCAGCAUCGGAAGGGUCUGGCGUCAAGACACCGAGGCCACAAAGCACGGGCGCCAAAUCCCGCGAGCGUAGUCGCGGGGGCAGCGCGAGGCACGAGUCGGCGGACGAGAUCGUGGUGGUUGAAGAGGACGAGACCGCCAUCGAGGUCACAGAAGAUGCCGAGUCUAGUGUGCCGGCAACACCAACGCGGAAACCGUCAAAAGCUCGCAAAGUGAGCCACAAGAAGAAGGCGCCUCCACCGUCAGAUGACAAGUCCUGGGUCAGCACCUCGGAAUCAGCAGUCAAGACAGGGCUGGACAACUCGGAUCUUGCGCCAAGCUCGCUCACCAGCGCCCCGGGUGCGAAGCCCCUAGCAGACAUUCCCGUGGGAUUCUCUGCUUUCAGUGAGCUAGAUUUGCCUCUCAACAAGACGAGGCAAAAGGCACAGCGCAAUCCCAGCUUCAAGGCUGCCGAUGUGCUCAAGAAGGUGGUCACCGGCGGCAAGAAGAUCCUGCACGACGCCGUUGAGCCUCCAAGGCAGCCCGUCGCCAACCAGCCUCCCAGUAUUGAGAAAUGGCUCAACGGGACGGUCGAUCCCUUCGUCGACGAGCCAGCGAAGAAGGAGGAGUCACCCGCGCCGGCCCCCAAGAGGAAAGCGUCCGAGAGCAAGCCCGUCGAGAAGACAAAGACGCAAGACACCCGUAGACGGUCAUCGGCCGAACCCCGUCAGCGGAAGCCUUCCCUUCCGACUCAGACUGAGCUUUCGGAAUCCACUGGGCUCACCGAGUCCACCCAGACAACACAAACAACCGACAUGACUCAGACUACACAAUCAACGGAUUGGACAGAGUCAACCCUAUCUUCGACCGACCUGAGCGCGUCAACCGAGAAUGACGAAAAUGUGGCACCUAGGAAUGUCGAGGAAAAGCCCAAGGAAAAGCCAAAGACACCAACUUCUGCUGGCGCUGCUGGCCUUCGCCGGAGAGCAGCUACGAGAAGCUCGCCGUCGCCCGCCAAGUCAGUCAAGAAGCCGUUCCGCGAGAUCCUCAAGGAGGCCUUCAGGGGAGAGUCCACCGGCCACCAAACGCCGCCUUCCAAGUACAUUAGCGAAGAAGAGCGAAAGCUGGAGCUGGAUCAGGAAUAUGAUAGUCCCGGGGAAGAUGACGAAUCCAGGCGAACCAUGCGCCGCCGCUCGUCUGGAUCUAGCCGGACCUACUCUGAUCGAACAUUUACCGACGAUUGGACGUAUGAUGAUGAGUCCUCGGUGGCACCCCGCCGGAAGCCGCCAACGAACGGCGUACACGAGCUGUCCACGAUUCUCGGGUCUGCCGACACUCAUAGCACCUAUGAUUCGGACAUGACAUCGGUAUUGUCCGAAACCACCAUCACGCAGACUACUGGGCUUACGAGAAGCAACGUUUCGCGGCGGCGGAGCAAUAAAUCAGGUCUCAAGAGAAGGCUGACUAAACACUCUGAUCUCGUGUCAGUUCUGUCUUUGCCAGACGAAAGCCAGGUGCCAGGUAGCCUCCGGAGCAUCAAACCUAGGGCGAGCGUAAGAAAGGCUGCCAGCGUACGAAGAGCCAAUGCUCGUCCAGACACGGUUACAACAAAGGACCUCAUGAAGGAGUUCACAGAUGACGAGAACUUGUACCAGCGGGAGCUCAAGACACUGGUCGACGGCGUAGUCCCCGUCCUCCUCUCUACUGUUCUUCACGAGGGCUCGGCCAGUGCCGUCGAUCUCUUCGGCCCCGAAUCCCCUGGCCGCAAGGCAAACAGCAUGUCAAAAUCCGUCGUCAACAUGGGAGUUGCACUGGAAAAACUAAAGACUGCCCAUAAGAGGGCAUCUCAUACGGAUAUCGAUCGGCUCAUUUCCUGGCUGCACACCGCCUCUCCCAUAUACGAUAGCUACCUGGACGCGUGGCGCCUUGGAUUCCAAGAUCUCGUCGUCAACCUGGCUCCUGCUGCCGAUCGCCUCGACGACGAGGAUUCCCUCAUCGGCGCACUCCCGCGCAACGCCGAAGGCGACGUCGUUAACGAAGACGGAGAGAGAGUCGACGUUGCGCAUUUGUUAAAACGGCCAUUGCUUCGCAUCCGGACUCUUGCAAAGCUCACCAAGGGCCUUCAUGCCGCUGUCGGCUCGUACGAUACCCUUGCACUGGUUGGCGACUACGAUAUGUUGCAAGAGAAGGCCAAGCGUCGCCACAGGGAAGAGUCUGCGCGGCUGGCUGACGAGGACGCCAUCAACACCGACACGAGCAGAAUCCGUAAUCUCCGGACACUCGCACCGAUGGAAGCCGUCAAGAUCGACCCCAAGCGGCAGGUCAGCGCAAAGGACCUUUUCUCGCUCAGUCUCGCGCACUCCAAUGGACAGCGCCUCGAGUGCCAGGUCGAACUCAUCCACCGCGACCUCCCUGGCGCGAACAAUGACAAGGGCGACCUGCUCAUCCGUGAGACUGGCAGCGGCCGCCGUACAUGGCUCCUCUUCCCGCCCAUGCCCAUGACUGUGAUCUCAGCCCGCCGUGGUGACGCAAAAUUCGAGCUCGUUCUUAUGGUGUCGGGCUCCCACAACGGAAGGCACUGGUACGAGCUGCUGAGCCUCGUCACAGACAACAAUGACCAAGUGGAAGACUGGCUCGACAUCGUUGGCACGUCGCCCAUGCCACCAAAGGAGCGACUGCCGGUUGUCACUGAAGAGAGCCUCCCCGACUCACCGCAGCACCGUACCGAUAUCCCUGUGGGCGGCAAGUUGCACGGAUCAUCAUCGAGAGACUUGUCAUCUCCAGAGCCAUACGCGCCCAAGCGAUCGGUUUCUAGUCGCUACCACAACCGCGGCUCAAGCAUGCCGACCACUCCCAUCCGCCGCAGUCCCUCUCCAGACAGAACCCCUACACAAGACUCGUACGAUGAGGAGGACAGACACAGGGCUGCGCCCAACACGACCCCCUACCGCGCGGACGGCGCUCCUCCUCCUCCCAUCCACCGCUCUUUGAGCCCCAAGCCCCCCAAGCUGUCGCCACCUGUCGAUCUUGGCGGCUCCCGUGUGAAGCGUAGGGGAUCCUCACCUCUGAAGCACGAGUAUCUGCCUUCUGAAGAAUCAUCCGAUACGACUCGGUCCGUCACAGAGACCGACCUCUCAGAAAGCGAGACAGAGACAGAAUCCGACUACACGUCAUCCGAGUCCGAAGAUGACUUUGACGAUGACAUCCCCGAGACUGAGGUUGGCUUCAGCAUUAGAGAGCCCGAGCACCAGCCGCGCGAAGAACGGGAGCGCGAGAGAGAGGAGUUUAUCGACUCCUUCAAGCAAGAGUCCAUGAUUUCGCAGUCAUUCGUUCAAGAGUCCAUGGUCUCCGAGUCGGUGUGCAGCCUGACGCCGUCCAACUCGGCGUCGCAAGCCGGUCUUCACGGCCGUAAAAUGAGUGCCUCGGAGAACUACACCAAAUACAUUGCUUCCAUCUCGUACUGGAACGAGAAGAAGGGCCAGUGGAAGGACAUUUCCCUGGAGCCCUGCUCCAUUCAGGUGACAGCCGGUGUCAUUGAGGGCUACUCUCUAGUCAUGAGCCCCGGAGGAGAACCCGACAUCCCUCUUGUGUCUCUCGAGCUUACGCCUCUCGUCCUCCUCCGCCAGUCUACCGUUGUCGACCUGGAAAUCCGCUCAGCCGUCAAGGACAACUGCAAGAACAAGGAUAUCGGUGGAGGCAACUUCCGUUUCCGUUGCCCAUCGGCUACGGAAUGCUACAAUUUGUACAUGGCCGUUCACCAUGCCCGCCUCAACAACCAAAAGUUUAUCCAGCUCGAGAACGAGGCACGCUAUCAGUCAUUCGGCCAGAGACCCUCAGAAGAUACCGAGGACAACAGCAGUCGUCGUCGCAGCUGGUUCGGACGCAAAAACAGCUAUCGCGCAUCGACCCGCGCUCCAUCCCAAUCGCAAGAGGGAAGCACCCCCUCGUCGAGUCUGUCUGCCACGAGCUUCCUCAAGAGACUCACGCAAGGCAACGCUUUCAACAUUGCCCGCUCGUCUAUCGACAAGCAGGGCCAUUCCUCCAACAACAACAGCCUCUACGGAUCUGGCUCGUCAUCUGAUGGCUACCCCCGCUCACCAUCGAUCAGCAUGUACUCCAACUCUAUCCGCAGUCCUCUGUCAUCCGACAAUAUCAAGAUUCGCCUACACCUGCUUGUCAGCUCCAACAAGUGGGAGGACUACGGCAACUGCAUCAUCCAGAUUCGCCGCCCGCCGCCGGGCUGGCACCAAGACCUACGCGCAAACCACGGCCUCGAAAAGCGCGUCACGGUUACAACCAUGCCCAAGAAAUCAGACAAGGCGCGCAUCAUCCUCGAUGCCGUGCUGGGCAGCGGCUGCUUCACUCCUAUGGGCAGUCGAGGCAUCAUCUGCGGUAUCUGGGAGGAGAUCCGCGAUGAGAGGGGCGAGAUCGGCGUGGCGCCCAAGACGGGUGGCGCCGCCGGCUCGGUCAAGAAGUGGUGUUUCCAGUGUUCCAGCGCCUCGGAGGCCUCGUGGGUGUUGAGGCUCGUCCACCAGGAGGUCGGCGUGGAACUUCGAGACUGAUUUCGUCUCUCUUCUUUUUUUCCUGUUUUGUCUAUACCAUCAUUCUCUUUUUCCUUUUCUCUUUUCUCUGUCUUAUUAUGAUUCCCCCCACACGAGCGAAUGGCUCGCAUUUCGUGCAUUGCUAGAACCUGGCUUUAGGCGUCUGGCUAUUAGGGCGGCAUAGCGUGUUUGGAAUUACUUUGGAAGGUGUUUUCGGCCGAGG
Colletotrichum scovillei is the source of this 6390-nucleotide messenger RNA. RefSeq lists its product as uncharacterized. The record is from RefSeq and is a predicted model, not a curated record. NCBI's taxonomy places the organism in Eukaryota, Fungi, Ascomycota, Sordariomycetes, Glomerellales, Glomerellaceae. The transcript has 2 exons. The coding region runs from base 636 to 6188 and encodes 1850 amino acids.